CGCAGGCGCCGCCCGCCGCCGCCUGUGUCUCGGCGCUCCCCCUGGCGCGGCGGCCGCGGCGCUGCUGCUCGGGCGGGCGGGGGCGGCCUGGGCUCCCGCUUCCGGUGUGGUGUCAUGGCGGGCCCUGGGCGCUGAUGGCUGCGGGGAGCUGAGGGCCCCGGAGCGCGCCAGGGAUACGGAGACCCUCCCCUCGCCCGGCGCCUCUCCUGCCGCCCUCCCUGCGGGGAUCCGCCCCCCUCCCUGGCCGGGCGGGCGGGGGGGGACAUGGCGGCCCACAAGCCGGUGGAGUGGGUGCAGGCCGUGGUGAACCGCUUCGAUGAGCAGCUUCCAAUAAAGGCUGCCCAGCAGAAUACCCACACCAAAGUCAGUACGGAGCACAACAAGGAAUGUCUCAUAAACAUUUCCAAGUACAAGUUUUCCCUGGUCAUCAGUGGUCUCACUAAUAUCUUAAAAAAUGUUAAUAACAUGAGAAUAUUUGGAGAAACUGCUGAAAAGAAUUUAUAUCUAUCUCAGCUGAUUAUCUUGGAUACACUGGAAAAAUGUCUGGCAGGGCAACCAAAGGAUACCAUGCGACUAGACGAGACUAUGCUGGUAAAACAGUUGCUGCCAGAAAUCUGCCAUUUCAUCCACACUUACCGUGAAGGGAAUCAGCAUGCAGCUGAACUACGAAAUUCUGCCUCUGGGGUUCUUUUUUCUCUUAGCUGUAAUAACUUCAAUGCUGUGUUCAGCCGCAUUUCCACCAGAUUACAGGAACUGACUGUUUGUUCAGAAGAUAAUGCUGAUGUUCAUGAUAUUGAACUUUUACAGUACAUCAGUGUGGAUUGUUCAAAACUGAAACGACUCUUGCAAGAGACUGUAUUCAAGUUUAAAGCCCUUAAGAAAGUAGCUCAGUUAGCUGUUAUCAAUAGUCUUGAAAAGGCAUUUUGGAACUGGGUGGAAAACUAUCCUGACGAAUUCACAAAGCUGUAUCAAACACCACAGACUGAUAUGGCUGAUUGUGCAGAGAAGUUGUUUGACUUAGUGGAUGGCUUUGCUGAAAGCACAAAACGUAAAGCAGCAGUUUGGCCACUGCAAAUCAUACUCCUGGUCCUGUGUCCAGAGAUAAUCCAAGAUAUAGCAAAGGAUGUGGUAGAGGAAACUAAAAUGAACAAGAAACUGUUCCUGGACAAUCUCAGGAAAGCACUCGCAGGCCACAGUGGGAGCAGACAGCUGACUGAAAGUGCUGCUAUUGCUUGUGUUAAACUGUGCAAAGCAUCUACCUACAUCAACUGGGAAGAUAAUUCUGUCAUUUUCUUACUAGUGCAGUCCAUGGUAGUAGAUCUUAAGAAUUUGCUGUUUAAUCCAAGCAAACCUUUUUCAAGAGGCAAUCAAAAUGCAGAUGUAGACCUUAUGAUUGACUGCUUAGUUUCCUGCUUCCGCAUAAACCCUCAUAAUAACCAGCACUUUAAGAUCUGCUUGGCACAGAAUUCCCCGUCAACGUUUCAUUACGUACUGGUAAAUUCGCUGCAUCGAAUAAUCACAAAUUCUGCGUUGGACUGGUGGCCCAAGAUCGAUGCUGUGUACUGCCAUUCCGUGGAGCUUCGCAGCAUGUUCAGCGAGACGCUUCACAAAGCUAUUCAGGGCUGUGGGACGCAUCCAGCAAUUCGCAUGACUCCGAGUCUUACAUUUAAGGAGAAAAUGACAAGCCUUAAAUUUAAAGAAAAACCUACUGAUUUGGAAACCAGAAGUUACAAGUUCUUGCUGUUAUCCUUGGUAAAACUGAUCCAUGCUGAUCCAAAGCUUUUGCUGUGUAAUCCAAGGAAGCAAGGGCCUGAGACGCAAGGUAGCACAGCUGAAUUAAUUACAGGCCUUGUACAACUUGUUCCGCAAUCCAGCAUGCCGGAUAUAGCACAAGAAGCCAUGGAGGCCUUGCUAGUUCUUCACCAGUUAGACAGCAUUGACUUGUGGAAUCCUGAUGCACCUAUAGAAACAUUCUGGGAAAUUAGUUCACAAAUGCUUUUUUAUAUCUGCAAGAAACUAACUAGUCACCAGAUGCUCAGCAGUACAGAAAUCCUCAAGUGGCUGCGAGAGAUUCUCAUCUGUAGGAAUAAAUUUCUUCUAAAAAACAAACAAUCAGAUAGGAGUUCCUGCCACCUUCUCUUUCUUUAUGAUGUCCCUGGAGGUGGAACUAGUCAAAUUUCUCUUGACCCUGAAGAGAUGAUACGCUGUGCUCCUGGAGUUACCCUCAGGAAAGGGAAAGGGAAUUCUUCCAUGGAAAGUACAGCAGGAUGCAGCGGAACACCAAUUUGUCGCCAAGCCCAAACAAAAUUGGAAGUGGCUUUAUACAUGUUUUUGUGGAGCCCGGAUAUUGAGGCAGUCCUUGUUGCAAUGUCCUGCUUCCGUCACCUCUGUGAGGAAGCAGACAUCAGAUGUGGAGUAGAUGAAGUCUCAGUGCAUAAUUUUUUGCCAAACUACAAUACUUUCAUGGAGUUUGCAUCUGUUAGCAAUAUGAUGUCAACAGGGAGAGCAGCUCUUCAGAAAAGAGUGAUGGCAUUAUUAAGACGCAUUGAACAUCCAACUGCAGGCAAUACAGAGGCCUGGGAAGAUACACAUGCAAAAUGGGAACAAGCUACAAAACUAAUCCUUAACUAUCCAAAGACCAAAAUGGAAGAUGGGCAGGUUGCUGAAAGUCUUCAUAAGACAAUUGUUAAGAGACGCAUGUCGCACGUUAGCGGGGGAGGAUCCAUAGACCUGUCUGACACAGAUUCCCUUCAGGAGUGGAUCAACAUGACAGGGUUCUUAUGUGCCCUUGGAGGAGUGUGCCUGCAGCAUCGUAGCAAUGCAGGAUUAGCAACCUACAGCCCACCUAUGGGCCCUGUCAAUGAGCGUAAGGGCUCCAUGAUAUCUAUGGUGUCCACUGAGGGAAACACAGAGACUCCUGUUAGCAAAUUCAUCGAUCGAUUAUUGACUCUGAUGGUCUGUAACCACGAGAAAGUGGGACUUCAGAUACGGACUAAUAUUAAAGAUCUGGUGGGUUUGGAGUUGAGUCCAGCACUUUAUCCAAUGCUGUUUAACAAACUGAAGAAUACCAUCAGCAAAUUUUUUGAUUCUCAAGGACAGGUUUUGUUAACUGAGACCAACACACAAUUUGUAGAGCAAACCAUUGCUAUAAUGAAGAAUUUGCUUGACAAUCAUACAGAAGGGAGCUCAGAACAUCUUGGACAAGCUAGUAUUGAGACGAUGAUGCUAAAUCUAGUUAGGUAUGUGCGUGUGCUUGGAAAUUUGGUACAUGCAAUUCAAAUAAAAACUAAGCUAUGUCAAUUAGUAGAAGUAAUGAUGGAGAGGAGAGAUGACCUUUCAUUUUGCCAAGAAAUGAAAUUUAGGAACAAAAUGGUGGAGUACUUGACAGACUGGGUUAUGGGAACAUCUAAUCAAGCAACAGAUGAGGAUGUGAAAUGCUUGACAAGAGAUUUGGACCAAGCGAGUAUGGAAGCUGUGGUCUCUCUUCUUGCUGGGCUUCCGCUACAGCCGGAAGAAGGAGAUGGUGUUGAGUUGAUGGAAGCGAAAUCUCAGUUAUUUCUUAAAUAUUUCACACUCUUUAUGAACCUUCUAAAUGACUGCAGUGAAGUGGAAGAUGAAAGUUCACAAACAGGUGGCAGGAAACGUGGGAUGUCUCGGAGACUAGCUUCCCUACGGCACUGCACUGUUCUGGCUAUGUCAAACUUACUCAAUGCAAACGUGGACAGUGGUCUUAUGCACUCAAUAGGCUUGGGCUAUCAUAAAGACCUCCAAACAAGAGCUACGUUUAUGGAAGUCCUCACCAAAAUUCUGCAGCAGGGAACAGAAUUUGAUACGUUAGCAGAAACAGUGCUAGCAGAUCGGUUUGAGAGAUUGGUGGAGUUGGUUACAAUGAUGGGUGAUCAGGGGGAGCUUCCUAUUGCUAUGGCUUUAGCCAAUGUGGUGCCUUGUUCUCAGUGGGAUGAGUUAGCUCGUGUCCUGGUCACACUCUUUGAUUCCCGACACUUGCUCUACCAGCUACUCUGGAAUAUGUUUUCAAAGGAAGUUGAACUAGCAGAUUCCAUGCAGACACUCUUCCGAGGAAACAGCUUAGCCAGUAAAAUAAUGACUUUCUGUUUUAAGGUAUAUGGUGCUACAUAUUUGCAGAAGCUUUUGGAACCUUUAUUAAGGACUGUGAUCACGUCCUCUGAAUGGCAGCAUGUUAGCUUUGAGGUGGAUCCAACAAGGCUGGAGCCUACAGAAAGCCUUGAAGAGAACCAGCGGAGUCUCUUGCAAAUGACAGAAAAAUUUUUUCAUGCAAUCAUUAAUUCUUCUUCGGAGUUCCCACCACAACUUCGCAGUGUGUGCCAUUGUUUGUACCAGGCAACUUGCCACUCUCUACUGAAUAAAGCUACCGUAAAAGAAAAAAAGGAAAACAAAAAAUCAGUUGUUAGUCAGCGGUUUCCUCAGAACAGCAUCGGAGCAGUUGGAAGCGCGAUGUUCCUUCGGUUCAUCAAUCCUGCAAUUGUCUCCCCUUACGAGGCAGGGAUCUUAGAUAAAAAGCCUCCACCAAGAAUUGAAAGGGGAUUGAAACUGAUGUCGAAGAUACUUCAGAGUAUUGCCAACCACGUCCUGUUUACAAAAGAAGAGCAUAUGCGGCCUUUUAAUGACUUUGUAAAAAGCAAUUUUGAUGCAGCACGAAGGUUUUUCCUUGAUAUCGCAUCUGAUUGCCCAGCUAGCGACACUGUCAAUCACAGCCUGUCUUUCAUCAGCGAUGGCAACGUACUUGCUUUGCACCGGUUGCUGUGGAACAAUCAGGAGAAAAUUGGCCAGUACCUUUCCAGCAACAGGGACCACAAGGCUGUUGGAAGACGACCUUUUGACAAGAUGGCUACUCUUCUUGCCUAUCUGGGUCCUCCUGAGCACAAACCCGUGGCAGAUACCCAUUGGUCCAGUUUAAAUCUCACUAGCUCCAAAUUUGAGGAAUUUAUGACAAGGCAUCAGGUACAUGAAAAAGAGGAGUUCAAAGCACUGAAAACAUUAAAUAUUUUCUACCAAGCUGGGACAUCAAAAGCUGGAAAUCCUGUUUUCUACUACAUUGCUCGGCGAUUCAAGACCGGUCAGAUCAACGGAGAUUUGUUGAUAUACCAUGUGCUACUAACUCUGAAGCCAUACUAUGCAAAGCCAUAUGAAAUUGUAGUGGACCUCACACACGCUGGCCCUAGUAAUCGCUUUAAAACAGACUUUCUUUCUAAAUGGUUUGUAGUUUUUCCAGGCUUUGCUUAUGAAAAUGUCUCAGCAGUUUUUAUUUAUAACUGUAACUCUUGGGUCAGAGAAUACACCAAAUACCAUGAAAGGCUCUUGACAGGUUUGAAAGGAAGCAAAAGGCUUAUUUUCAUAGACUCUCCAGGGAAGCUGGCAGAGCACAUUGAACACGACCAGCAGAAACUCCCAGCAGCUACCUUGGCUUUGGAGGAGGACUUGAAAGUAUUUCACAAUGCUCUCAAACUGGCUCAUAAAGACACCAAAGUUUCUAUUAAAGUUGGGUCAACAGCUGUGCAGGUGACGUCAGCAGAACGAACAAGAGUCCUGGGACAAACAGUGUUUUUAAAUGAUAUAUACUAUGCCUCUGAAAUUGAGGAGAUAUGUCUUGUUGAUGAGAACCAGUUUACCUUAACCAUUGCCAACCAAGGCACACCACUCACCUUCAUGCAUCAGGAGUGUGAAGCCAUUGUUAGGUCCAUCAUUCAUAUACGGACACGGUGGGAGCUGUCACAACCAGACUCCAUCCCACAGCACACUAAAAUUCGUCCUAAGGAUGUCCCUGGAACACUACUGAACAUCGCGCUGCUCAACCUGGGAAGCUCAGACCCCAGUUUGCGGUCUGCUGCCUAUAAUCUCCUAUGUGCCUUAACCUGUACAUUUAAUUUAAAGAUUGAGGGCCAGUUACUGGAAACUUCAGGUCUGUGUAUUCCUGCCAACAACACGCUAUUUAUUGUAUCUAUUAGUAAGACUCUUGCAGCUAAUGAACCACACCUUACCUUAGAGUUCUUGGAAGAGUGUAUUUCUGGAUUUAGCAAAUCUAGUAUUGAACUGAAACAUCUUUGUCUGGAGUAUAUGACUCCCUGGCUGUCCAAUCUGGUCCGAUUCUGUAAACACAAUGAUGAUGCUAAGCGCCAGCGAGUCACUGCUAUUCUUGAUAAGCUUAUAACAAUGACGAUAAAUGAAAAACAGAUGUAUCCUUCCAUUCAAGCUAAGAUAUGGGGAAGUCUUGGACAGAUAACAGAUCUCCUUGAUGUAGUGCUGGACAGUUUCAUCAAAACAAGUGCCACAGGGGGCCUGGGAUCCAUAAAAGCUGAGGUUAUGGCAGACACAGCUGUAGCGCUUGCUUCUGGAAAUGUAAAGUUGGUUUCGAGCAAAGUGAUUGGAAGGAUGUGUAAAAUAAUUGACAAGACGUGUUUGUCUCCCACUCCUACAUUGGAACAGCACCUGAUGUGGGAUGAUAUUGCUAUUCUAGCACGUUACAUGCUGAUGCUCUCCUUCAACAACUCUCUGGAUGUGGCAGCACAUCUCCCCUACCUCUUUCAUGUAGUGACUUUAUUGGUGGCCACUGGUCCCCUUUCUCUUAGAGCUUCCACGCAUGGUCUCGUCAUCAACAUCAUUCAUUCUCUUUGCACUUGUUCACAGCUUCACUUUAGUGAGGAGACCAAGCAAGUUUUAAGGCUGAGCUUGACUGAGUUCUCUCUGCCCAAAUUUUAUUUGCUGUUUGGAAUCAGCAAAGUGAAAUCAGCUGCAGUCAUAGCAUUCCGAUCCAGCUAUCGAGACAGGUCGUUUUCACCGGGCUCCUACGAAAGGGAGACUUUCGCACUGACGUCGUUGGAAACUGUUACUGAAGCUUUGCUGGAGAUCAUGGAGGCUUGUAUGAGGGAUAUUCCAACGUGCAAGUGGCUGGACCAGUGGACUGAACUAGCUCAAAAGUUUGCAUUCCAAUAUAACCCAUCCCUGCAGCCCAGAGCCCUUGUUGUCUUUGGCUGUAUAAGUAAACGUGUCUCUCACGGACAAAUAAAACAAAUAAUCAGGAUUCUUAGCAAGGGACUUGAGAGCUGUUUAAAAGGCCCCGAUAAUUACAAUAGCCAAGUUCUAAUAGAAGCUACAGUAAUAGCACUCACCAAGCUGCAGCCUCUUCUUAAUAAGGACUCUCCUAUGCACAAGGCUCUCUUUUGGGUAGCCAUGGCAGUACUGCAGUUAGAUGAAGUAAACUUGUACUCAGCAGGUACGGCACUACUUGAGCAGAAUCUGCAUACCUUGGAUAGCCUUCGAGUAUUCAAUGAUAAGAGCCCAGAAGAGGUGUUUAUGGAGAUCAGGAGGCCACUCGAAUGGCACUGCAAGCAGAUGGAUCAUUUUGUUGGACUAAAUUUCAACUCCAACUUUAACUUCGCACUAGUGGGACACCUCCUGAAAGGGUACAGGCAUCCUUCUCCUACCACUGUAGCAAGAACAGUGAGGAUUUUACAUACACUACUAGCUCUGGUUAACAAACAUAGGAACUGUGACAAGUUUGAGGUGAACACCCAGAGCGUGGCUUACCUAGCAGCUUUGCUGACAGUAUCUGAGGAGGUUCGAAGUCGCUGCAGCCUAAAACAUAGGAAGUCUCUGUUGUUGACAGACGUUUCAAUGGAAAAUGUUCCCAUGGAUACAUAUCCCAUACAUCACAGUGACACUAGCUAUAGGACACUAAAGGAAAAUCAACCAUGGUCAUCCCCAAAGGGGUCGGACAGACAUCUGGCUGCCAGUUACCCGACAGUGGGACAGAUAAGCCCUCGAACACGAAAAUCCAUGAGUUUGGAUAUGGGGCAGCCUUCGCAAGCAAACACUAAAAAGCUUCUAGGUACAAGGAAAAGUUUUGACCAUUUGAUAUCGGACACAAAGGCUCCUAAAAGGCAAGACAUGGAAUCUGGAAUCACAACGCCUCCCAAAAUGAGGAGAGUAGCCGAAAAUGAUUAUGAAAUGGAAACCCAGAGAAUAUCACCGCAGCAACACCCACAUCUUCGAAAAGUUUCUGUUUCUGAGUCAAAUGUCCUCCUAGAUGAAGAAGUUCUGACUGACCCAAAAAUCCAAGCCCUGCUGCUUACAGUUCUUGCAACAUUAGUGAAGUACACUACUGAUGAGUUUGACCAGCGGAUUCUGUAUGAGUAUUUAGCAGAAGCCAGUGUUGUCUUCCCAAAGGUCUUUCCUGUUGUGCAUAACUUAUUGGAUUCCAAGAUCAAUACCCUUUUAUCGCUGUGCCAGGAUCCAAAUUUGUUGAAUCCAAUUCAUGGGAUUGUUCAGAGUGUUGUCUACCAUGAAGAGUCUCCACCCCAAUACCAAACUUCUUAUCUACAGAGUUUUGGAUUUAAUGGGUUAUGGAGGUUUGCUGGCCCGUUUUCUAAGCAAACACAAAUCCCAGACUAUGCUGAGCUCAUAGUGAAGUUUCUUGAUGCCUUGAUUGACACGUAUUUGCCUGGAAUUGAUGAGGAAACCAGUGAAGAAUCUCUCCUGACACCCACAUCUCCGUACCCUCCUGCAGUGCAGAGCCAGCUCAGCAUCACUGCUAACCUUAACCUUUCCAAUUCCAUGACCUCGCUUGCGACUUCCCAGCACUCCCCAGGGAUCGACAAGGAGAACGUGGAGCUCUCGCCCACCGCCGGCCACGCCAACAGCGGGAGGAUGCGCCACGGCUCCGCAAGCCAAGUGCAAAAGCAGCGAAGUGCUGGCAGUUUCAAACGUCACAGCAUCAAAAAGAUUGUGUGACUCUUUCUUUAUAAUUCCUUUUUUUUCUUUUUUUCUGUCAUUCCCUCCCCCCCUCCCCCUCCCCCCCCCCCGAAAGUGACUGACACGCGUGGGCCUCUCGCAAAGGGCCCUCCACCGGUUGUGAUGCUGCACUUAAUUUUUAAAGUUCCCAUCCUGUCAGCCGUGUUGCCAGAUGAUCAACUCUUGAAACGUUGCCUGAAUGUUAAUGCCUUCAUUUCUUUUCUCCCGUCUUUGGUUUAAGCCAGUGUUGCAGAACCGCUCACGUAGAUCCUGACGGACUUUGUAGCCGAAGGAGGUGUGGAGCUCUUUAAUGCUGCAGAGCAUCCUGUGUCCGGGCACGAAAGCCAUUCCCGCAGACCGCUCUGCCCUGCUGCUGCUCCCGGCCUCCUUGGCUUCUCCUCCAAAGGAAAAUGUUCGCCCUUAAUCCUGUUUGUGCACUUCUCAAGGUAGUGGCUUCAUGAGCUGGGGGAAGUUACUAUAAUCCUGGUUUUAAUUCAAACCCAUAAGAUUUUUAGCUGUGGACUUUUUUUUACCGUACUUAAAAGAAACUUAUGAUAGCUGCAGUUCAAUGACCUUAACCAGAAGUGGUGGAUUAGGUUAAAUUUCUAGUAAUUAGCAAUAAAUUUGAGAGGACAAGGAGGCUGCACGAGUCUCUUUCAUUCCCCAGACCAUAGCUUCACAUACUUGGACUGUAUAUGGACCAGACUGGACAAACUGGCUUUUUUCCAAAGCAAUUUUUUUUUUUUUUGCUGUACUUUAACUGCACUAAAAAGGGUUGUAUAGUGGAAAGAAAAUUAUCGAGAACUGACUAUUACACUGUCAUUGUAGCGGUGUUGAAGAUUUAUUGCUUCUCUCUUCCAUUUAGUGUAUACUUUAGUUUUGCCCUUCCCAGCAAUCUGCACCUUCAAGAGAUUCCUGGCAGAAUAACGAUUGGGGUACGGAGGGGAAAAGUUAACGACUUCACCUCCAGCUCUGGGAGAUGGUGUUUGGCAAAGCUGCUUUUGUGCUGCCCAAGCAGUGAUACAAAAACCGUGACGUUUGCUUAAGGUACAUGAAUUUAAAAAUAACUGACACUGUGUCAAGUCCCGGUUACGUUUGAAUGUUCGCGGUGCAAUCCCUGGCAUCAGUACAGACGUUUGCCAUCAAACCCGUCUUGCAGAACUUCCAAGGGGUUUUAGUUUGCAAGGGCUCGUCCCUGGGGGUCACGCAAAUCUGAACCUGCUGCCACUGGGAAAGACUUGUCAGCUCCAGUCGUGUAUCCGCGGUGGACGCCCGAGAACGUGCUGCUGUGGUGAGGACGUGCGAGGGGGCUGAAAACGUGCAGAGCGUUUGACCUGGGAAGGCCGGGGAAAAGGGCCUCGCGCUCAUCUGGGGCUCAGGAUCCCUCCUGCUGAGGAACAGCUGACCUUCCCGGGUUCAGAUCCCUGCUCUUUGUUAGACAUUAACCAUCUGUAAGUGGCUUUAAAGGAGAAAAAGUAUAUCCACUAUAUAAAAUAAAAUCCUCUAGUGCAAUUUUGUUAGUGGCUUUCAGUAAAUCAAACUCCACAGCUAAAUUAUUAGAGAAUGGUACAAUUAAGCGUUCCGAUUUUAUUGAUAUAGCACAUAAUUCACAUGUAUCCACACAGUAACAAUGUAACAUUUAUGUAAAUAAAAAUACCUUUAUUGUAUUGAUUCAUAAAAUAACAAUUUAAUUUCUUUAAUUUGUUUACAGUCCUGGAAAAACUAUGAACACAAACUUAAUAUGCAAAUAGCUUGCCAAAACAAGAGGAAAACAGAGAAUUAGCAGUUUUGAAAUAGAUGUGUUGGAAAAUACAAAGACUUGUGCAAUUAACCAAAUUUUUUUUACUCUUGGUCGCUUCAGAGCUGCAAUAGAAAUGUGGUUACUGAGCGAUACUGAAUUCUGAAAGGGAUUGUGAGGCCAGAACAGAAUGUAGGAAUAGAGCAGUGACUUGUGCCACGUCCUCAGCUGUGAUGCCUGUAAAACCAGGGGUCACCGAUUUAAAAAUCGUUUCAUCUCAUAUAUCCAAUUGCGAAGGGCCGCCUGCAGCAGUGCUGCCAGUUUGCGUUUGGCUGUUCUGAAUCAAGCUAAUUCCAGCCCUUUCUGUUUUGUGAAGAGGAUGACUUGUAGAAGCCUGAGGAUUUGUAGGCAGGAGGUAAAAAGAAUCUCCUGUAAAGGUAAUUUGCUGUUAGAAAAAUCGAGCUUUCAUUUGUUUCUCCUAUGAGCAGAAGCAGAAAUAGUAAUUCCAGAUGAAUUACCAAAUCAGUUUUGUUUGGACUGGGUGCAUUCAAGAACCACUCUUUCAAUAUUUUGCAUUGCCUAUAUAAAAAAAUAGUGUCCCUAAACUAGAAUUAAUGCAUUCUUUGCCAUACAUAUAAUGUGAAACCAACAAGGACAGUGAUUACAAUUACCUUUCAUGUGAGAACUAGAACUACUCCAGGCGCUCAGUCCCAGCUGAAAAAAAAAUGGUAUCUUCAUAAAGUCAGCAAAAUUUCAUUUAUUCUGUUUCCUGGCAGGAGGGGGAGUCACUUAAUGUUUCCACCGCCUGGCCCAGUGGGAGACCCUGAACUGCCUUAGAGCAGGGGUGUCAAACACCUUAGGGGGUGGGGGCUGAAUCUGGGGGUGAUUACAGUUGAUGGCCAAGGCUUAAUUCGGGAUCACAGGCGCCCCGAUACACAGGAAAGUUAUCUCCCAGGGCCGGUAGUUGGGAAGCUUGUGCUUAGGUCAAGGGGGGGAAACAUGGCCUUUCUUUAACGAUUACCCUUUGGUUAGUAAUUAGUUGUUCAGUGCCUUACUGUCACGUUCAUCACAGCCUGCUCCCUGUAAUGGCCAUUGCUGUUACUUUGCCUGUUUUCCUUCUCACAUCCUCCUUUAUUUGUUCUCCUGUUUGGAGUAUUCUCCAUCCUGCCCCAAGUCUCUCCUCUGAGCACCGCUCUGUUCCCAGUCCAGCCCGUGUCCGUUCCCUCCUCAUCCCGUUGCUCCGUUUAUGCUCAUAGCGAUGGGCAGGUGGUUGCUGGUGACGGUGUGGCCUUGAAGCCUGAUCUAACGAGCAGGAGAGAGAUCCAAGAGUUCCCACCUUCGAGUCGCUGUGUCAGGCAGCCUGCAGACUACCGGGCAGCCACUGCCGCGUGGGCUGCUGCAGCCCUGGAGUCUGCGUACUUGGAAAUGAAAACUUAGAUUCAGAAAAAGCCGGUUUUAACAUGUGGACCACAUAACUACAUCACGGGGACUGUAUGUUUGACACCCCUGUUUUAGAACAUGUUAUCCAUUAUGCACUAACUACAGUUAAGUACUGUAAAGGUGAUUAACAUUUUGUUUGUGUUUGUAUUUUCCCUGACUUAAAGAUAAUUCAGUAGUAUUUGAGUAGUGCAUAACCUACCUGUUAAUUAUGCCAAUGUUUCUGCUUCAAUGUGCAUGAGGUUUCCAAGAACAGGAAACGUUUCCAGUAAGUAUUGUGGACCGAGCACCCUGGAGCGUUCCAGUGCUCUAUUCCUAACUGGGUUGUAGGUUUUAGGGCUUUUUCUGUUUCAUUCUAAGGUUAUUUUUUUUUCAAAUGUUAUGAAGCACGUCUUAUUGUUAUGCAGCAAACUUACCACAGAAAGUCACUUUUAGUGUUGGUCCCACAAUUUUUUUUUAAUGCAGUAUAUUCACCUGUAAAUAGUUUUUGUGUAAAAUUUGACAGAAAAGUAUAUUUACUACACUGUAAAUACAUGUGACAAUAUAUUGUAUUAUUUUGCUUUUUUUGUAAAGCAGUUAGUUGCUGUAUAUGUAUAACAUAUAAAUUUGAUUAUUCUAGUGUUAGUAACUGUUAACUACUACUACUCCUUCCUGCUGUUGCGUUAUGUCAUUUAAAAAAAUGCUGUGUACUAUAAACUUACACUGUGUAUGAUAUCUUACUAUUUCCAUUUGGGCCUCAACUUUGAAAAUGUUUCCUUGAUCCACAAUCCUGUUCAUCUUGUAAGCAAGUGUGCGACAGCUGGCGAGAGCCCUGCUGAUUGAAACGCAGUUGGUAACUGUAGGUAAAAAUGGUAGAAAUCUGGUUUCAGGUAAUUGUUGUUCACCCCAUUUUCCCCUCAUGUAUGUACUUUCCCUUUUUUUUUUUUUUUUUUUUUGAAGUAAAAUGUAAAUUCAACCUGC
Molecule: messenger RNA, 12901 nt
Organism: Grus americana (Whooping crane)
Lineage: Eukaryota; Metazoa; Chordata; Aves; Gruiformes; Gruidae
Gene: NF1
Product: neurofibromin 1
Exons: 58
Coding region: 265-8766 (2833 amino acids)
Biological process (GO): regulation of GTPase activity
Source: RefSeq, a predicted model, not a curated record